AUGUCGGAUUCUUCGUCAUCCGAUGGAGAAGACAAUCAAAAGUUCUUGGCCAAAAGAAAAAAGACGCUCACCAAAAGUAAGAAUUCUUAAAGGCUUGAUAAAACGUUAAACCUUCAGAAAAAGUUGUCACUGAAGCUAUAGAAGAAGAAGAAAUAGAAGAAGUUGAAGAAGAGAAAACUUUCGCCGAGCUCGGAGUUUCUCAGCCUUUGUGCGAUGCUUGCCAACGUCUUGGAUGGCUGAAACCGUCAAAAAUCCAACAAGCAGCUCUCCCGCACGCUCUCCAGGGCAAAGAUGUGAUCGGAUUGGCCGAGACCGGUUCAGGAAAGACCGGAGCGUUUGCCAUCCCCGUUCUCCAGUCUCUUCUCGAUCAUCCACAAGCUUUCUUCUGCUUGGUUCUGACGCCAACAAGAGAAUUGGCCUUCCAAAUCGGUCAGCAGUUUGAGGCGCUCGGCUCGGGAAUCGGUCUGAUUGUGGCGGUUAUCGUUGGAGGAGUUGACAUGGCUGCUCAGGCGAUGGCUCUUGCCAGAAGACCGCACAUCAUCGUGGCCACUCCGGGUCGUCUCGUUGAUCACCUGGAAAACACGAAGGGAUUCAAUCUGAAAGCCCUGAAAUUUCUCAUUAUGGACGAAGCUGAUCGUAUCCUGAACAUGGAUUUCGAGGUCGAACUCGACAAGAUUCUGAAGGUGAUUCCUCGCGAGCGCAGAACGUAUCUGUUCUCUGCGACAAUGACGAAGAAAGUGUCAAAACUGGAGCGUGCUUCAUUGCGAGACCCAGCUCGCGUUUCCAUUUCCACUCGUUACAAGACCGUCGACAACCUCAAGCAGCACUACAUUUUCAUUCCGAACAAGUACAAGGAGACGUAUCUCGUCUAUCUGCUCAAUGAGCACGCCGGAAAUUCGGCCAUCGUUUUCUGUGCCACGUGUGCCACCGCCAUGCAGAUCGCUGUGAUGCUGCGUCAAUUGGGAAUGCAGGCGGUCCCUCUGCACGGCCAAAUGAGUCAGGUGAGUCCGUUCUGUCAGAAUUCUGGAACAAAUGCAGACAACAAAUUCGUUUUCUGGUCAUUCCCACCCUUGGCUUUUUCCAGGAAAAACGUCUCGGAUCACUGAACAAAUUCAAGAGCAAAGCACGCGAAAUCCUCGUGUGCACGGAUGUGGCGGCCAGAGGACUCGACAUCCCCCACGUCGACUUGGUCAUCAACUAUGAUAUGCCGUCCCAAUCGAAGGAUUACGUGCAUCGAGUCGGAAGAACCGCUCGUGCCGGCCGCAGCGGUCUCGCAAUCACAGUCGUUACGCAGUACGAUGUGGAGGGAUAUCAGAAGAUUGAGACUCAUUUGGGAAAGAAACUGGAGGAGUACAAAUGUGUGGAGAACGAGGCGAUGGUUCUGGUGGAACGAACUCAGGAAGCUAUGGAGAAUGCAAAAACCGAGAUGAAGGAGAUGGACGAAAAACGGAAAUCAGGCAAGAAGAGAAGGCAAAACGACGACUUCGCGGACACGGAAGAAGGUGGCGGACGAUUCAAAAUGAGCAUCAAGAACCGAGGAGCUGGUGGUGGAGGCGGAGGAAUGAACAAGAAGAAAUUGAAGAAAUGA
Molecule: messenger RNA, 1588 nt
Organism: Caenorhabditis sp. 36 PRJEB53466
Lineage: Eukaryota; Metazoa; Nematoda; Chromadorea; Rhabditida; Rhabditidae
Source: the annotation of a GenBank genome assembly